AUGAAAUCUUUAUCAAAUAUAGUAAUUGUGGAACGUGUCCUGGUUAUUAAUAAAGGAAAUAAAUUAAUUUAUGAACCUAUUGAAGGUUUUAUUCAUUUACAGCGAAAUGGUUCAUAUAGUUUUUUAUUAAUACAUAUAGAAAUUGAUGAUCAUAGUAAUAUUACAAGAUCUUUAUUUAUAUCACCUAAUCAUUUAAUAUUCUUAGCAAAUAAUACAGAAUUACAAAAUGCUAUAUUUGCUAGUCAAUUGCAUUCAGGUGAUCAUGUAAAAUAUGUGUAUAAAAAUGAAAUUAUAUUAGGUAAAAUUCGAAAUAUUUAUUUAACAAUAGAAGAAGUUUAUUAUGCACCAUUAACACCAUCAGAUACAAUUAUAAUUGAUAAUGUUUUAGUAUAA
This is a messenger RNA of Rotaria sp. Silwood2, 393 nucleotides long. The record is from the annotation of a GenBank genome assembly. Lineage: Eukaryota; Metazoa; Rotifera; Eurotatoria; Philodinida; Philodinidae.